GCAUAUUCGAUUUGUAAACUUGUUCUUGAUGUAACCCAAAGCUAAAAGACUCUUUCAACACUUGUCGUACAAUCAUAAAAUCAAUACAAAUUCAGGGUAGUUUGAAAUUAGUUUAAUUGUUAGAGAUAGGGAAUGCCAUUUUACUAUUACACAUUGUUCAAAAUCGAACAACAAAUGAGUUUAGCUCAACGGAAAUUAAGUUUAUUAAUAAUAAUAGUGUUCUAGAUUUGAAUUAUCCAACUUACCACUUAUAUUCCUAUACACAAACGACAGUAGGAUAAUCAUUUUUUCAAAUUUAAGGGGUGUCCCUCACUAUCAAUUAUAUUUUUUUUUGUCCAUACGUAAAUUACCACCGGGGUUGGAUAAUCGUUUUCCCAAAAUUUAGGGGUGUCCGGGGACACCCCUAAACCCCCUGGGUCCGCCCCUGGACGUGUUCAUCUCUUUGACGUUAUAUAUGCUUCGGAGUUUGAUCAAAUAAGAGCCCUAAAAUACAUUCUUGGAUUUUUAUUCAAUUUUCCGUUCCGCGGUUAUGAUGCUUCCAUGAUAUUGAAAUUAAGUCGUAUGAAGUUAUCUCUUUGAUGUUAUGCUUUGGAGUAUAAUUGGAUAUAAGAGCGUUAAAAUACAUUUUUUUGGGUAUUUUCCCACCCCCAAAAUAUGUGUUCUGAAGAUAAGUGCUUCUUGAUCCCAAUAAUGUCGGAACAUUUUUUUUAUAAGACGAUGAAUCUGACUCCAUUAUUUUUGUCGAAACUGGAAUUUAUAAUUAUUUUACCCUCCCUUUUUCAUUUAAACAGCACUUCCUGGAUUGAACUUGGCCACAUGCACUGACAGCACCCCCAAUGGGGCUUCGUUGCUUCAGCCCACGAAGAAGUGAUCUGAAGGAACUGAGUGAAAUUAAAUACCCAUCACUACUCAUCAGUAGUAACCCCACUUCUUCCUUCAACUUGCACAAUAUUACUUCUUUCCCUUUUCCAGGCUCCUUGGUCAGAAUUAGCAGCAGCAAACUUACUAUUGGCGAAGUCAGCUUCCAGCUGCUAGCUAGCUCACUAGUCUCCACUCUCUACCAUUAUGCUGCCACAGUACUGUUCCAGUUUCCACCGGCAUUCAUAUUUACUUGUUGUAUAGGCAUGCGCGGCUGCUCACACCAGGGACUCAUCAAAAAGGUCACUUGGAGAUGUACAAACCAGUAAAGAAGUUAGGUUGAAGUUAGAAGGGACUGGAGGGUGCCCUUAAAUGUGAAAAUAUCGGUAUAAUUGUUUGUGAAUUUGUAACUAAGUUUAGGAAAUAGAAUAAUCGGCUUUAGUCCUCUCCUAAUUAUCACGGUUCAAAUCAGUUCACCCUUCAUUCAGAUUCCUGGCUUCGUCACUGCUUACAACCAUGGGUAACGUCUUGCACGGUUUCAAAACUUAUAAAUUCAUGAUGUGAUCAGCUUUGUUGUUGCGCUUAGGGUUGGAGCCCGGUUCGAUUUCGACUAGCAGAAACCCAAAUUGGCUAGUUACCCGAAUCCAAAUUGAUGUUGUUUCAGCAAUUGUAACCAAUACCGUUGCAGUUUGUCAAGAAUUGAAAUGUUACGAUUUUUCGGUUAUGAUGUGGUUAUCCGUACUGGGGAGUCGGUCGGGUGGGUAAGAAGCUUGAAGAGGAGUCGGGUGGGUUGUGGGUUGGUUGGGCUAGGAAGUAGGAGUCGUUGGCUUGGACCAUAAUGUUGUUGGAAUGGCAUGGUGGGCUAGGGCCCAUAUCCAGGUGGGUUUGCGGUUAUAUUCGGUUAUUUUCUGAUUCAAUCUGGUUUGUGAUUACUCCGAAAAUCGAAAUAUUAGUUUCAAUUUGCAACUCUCGUUUAUCCGCUCACAGAUCAAUUUGGUUCCGAUUUGGGUUAAACUACUGAACCGAACCCGAAAUUCCCUCCCUAUCAACAUUCCACCAGUCGAUCUAGCAUGGCUAUCAUAAUGUUUGUUAUUUUGUCAUCCACCUAAUUUCCACUAUAUAUUGACUCGUGUAUGAGGUAUUAGAGAUACAUUAGUGGUUCCCUACUUAAUUAAUGACACAGGGCUUCUGCUCACACUUUCGAACAAUAAAGAAAAAAAAAAGACUGUUUGGUGUAGUUUUGAAGUUCUAUUUAACUAUCUAGCACGUUGCUUCGAGACUGUAUAAACAGUUUCCAUGAACAGUGAAUUUUCCGGUGCCUACCGUCGACGGAAUAUUUUGACUUCUGAUCGGUUACCAUUUUUUUGCAUUAAAUUCUGGAUAGCGGCAUCUGUGCCUUAAUCGAAGUACCAAUUCUGAUUCAACCGUGCUGACUUUUUCUUGUAUUAUAUCAGGACAUCCACCGAUGAUAAACGAUGACAACAAAAUCAACUCUUUGGGCUUGGGGCUGUGGGUGAUUGGGCUUGGCGCAUGGCCCAAUUAAUAGAGUAAAGCCCAUAGAGAUCAGGAUCCAUCUUGUAAAAAAACCGGGUGCUGCUUUACCUUGGGGUUCGGACCAUGCAUGCAACCAUUGUUAUCCUCUGCAACUCUCCCAAAAAAACUUAAAUGCCAACACUUGAAGUUCCAUUUUCAGAAUUCAUUGCUCUUAUGAUUUGAUCAGCCAAAGAAUUUUUUUUGCACUACGAGCUAGAGAGAAGAAAAUGAGAAGGUCAACCACCCAGGUAGAGUGCUUGCUCUUGCAGCAGCAAUCCCGGCCGCCAAACGGCGGCGAUUACUACUCCUUGGCUGAAGAAGUGUGCUAUGGAGCAGGGAAAGAAGCCAUUAGAGCUGAAUUGGGCGCUUAUGGGGAGAAGCUCCUGGGUUCAAGCUCAGCCUAUGUUCAAACCAACAUCAUCGGUAGAUACCUGUCCAACCCACGGUACUAUUUCCAAGUGAACGAUGAAUAUGUGAAGAACAAGCUGAAACUCAUCCUCUUCCCCUUCCUUUACAAGGGGAAUUGGUUUAGGGCAUGUGACAAGAAUGUUGGUAAUGGGGAGUUUUGUUACGAGCCUCCCAUUUACGAUAUCAAUGCUCCUGAUUUGUACAUACCAUUCAUGGCAUUUGGGACUUACUUGGUCCUUUCCGGCUUCACAUUGGGCAUCAAUGGCAAGUUCAGUCCUGAAGCCAUGGGUUCACAAUUCUGGAACGGCAUUUCCUGCUGGUUAUCGGAAAUCCUCCUCCUCGAAGCCACGAUACACGUUUUAGGAGACGGAGACCUGCCGUUGCUAGAUGUCAUCGCCUACGGUGGCUACGCAUUCGUGACGGUUUCGAUAGCUAUGGCGACGAGGAUCGUCUGGGGCUCCAGCUUUUUCGCGGUGGCUCUUUGGGAGUGCUUUUGUACAGGCGUGUUGCUGGUGAAGAUCAUGAAGAGGGUUCUGAUAGCAGAGAUGAGAAGUUGCGACAAACACUCAAGCAGGCGUCACUAUAUCCUGCUUCUCGUCGCUACUGCUCAAUUCCCGUUGCUAUUUUGGCUUUCAAGUGCCCGUGUCUGAGUUUUAUAUCCUUCCCCCCUCUUUUGGCUUUUCAUGUUCAUUACACAUAUGUACGAGUUAAGUUGGAAUUGGAACUAGUUCAUUGUCAACCUUCGUCCUAUCUAAUUUAUUUAGGUAGUAAAAUAUUGAUCAUGAUUAGGUUUGAUUUUGAUGAUCAAAGGUUAAAGAUAUUUUUGGUUUUGAUUUAGUUUGGUUACCUAAACUUAAAAAAAAAUUAUCGGGAUUGAAAUCAAUUAAUCAAUCAAAUUGAAUUUUAAUGUGUUUCAAACUUGAUUGUUAUUCUUCAUGAAUGCAAAUUGAAUACACCGAUGUGCGAAAUUUGAAUCCACAAUAUAUAAUCGAUGGAAUGAGUAUCCAUAUUUUUGUAGAUAAAAUGUAAGAUAGGUCCAAAACCAUCAAAAACUAAAUUUUAGAUACGAUCAGACCCACGAUUCAAAACACAACCCGUAUGCAAUUAGCCCAUAUAAAUUGGAUCAUACUACAUAUACCCAACAACUUGAGCUUUUCUUAUAUAAUAAUUGUGACAUCCCUAUCUUUUGAUUCAUGCAUGCCAUCCUUGCACAAAACCCACAAACAUAACUAAUUCAUAGGGGAACAAAAUUAGUGUUUUCUCUAACACAUUGUGCAUGAAAAUGUUCUCCAAAAAUGUUCUCCAAGGGUAAAAUUUGGGUCACACCAUUAUCGUUAUCUUUCUUAUUUCAAUUCUUGUUUUUAGUUUUGGAUUUAAAGGGAUCACAGAAAAAACAACAUAGUUAUAUGUUUGCCUAUAAAUAGGCCUCAUAGUUUGGAUUAUGUCUUCAGCUUCCAAACCCAAAAAGAUGAACGACAUCGAAAAUAAACGGGUCUUUCAUUGAAUUCCAUUCUAUCUUUCAAUUUACUUUUAUGUAAUAACCAACUAUUAAACUAGAGUUAGUGACAGGCUCCUAAAUUUUAGUGAGGGGUGUCAUUUUAUAAUUUUUAAAUUCAAAUAAUAAAUGAAAAUAUAAUUUUGAAAAUAAUUAUUGAUUUCUAAAAAGAGAAAAUAUAAGAUUAAGAAGAUAAACUGGAGAGAAGCCUGUUUGUAGCUCCGUUUCUUCUCGCGAAUACCACAUGAGGAAAAGUAUAACAUAAACUAGAUUUUGUUUUUAUUUUGUAAGAUAAAACGUUUGAUGAAAUUGGGUUUUAUUGGGGUUUUUUUAUGUAUAAAUCUAUUUAGUGUUCUAAACUAAAAAAAGGCUCUUGGUGAAAUGAAUAAUUUUACUUUAAAUAGUUAGAAGACCCUCAUUUAUAAACAAAAGUACUAUUUUCUUUAUGCAAACAAAAACCUACCAUUUGGGGAUCUGUAAGUUCUUUUCCAAGCUUUAAUAGUUACCAAUUAGUUGCCUUCGACCGCUGAUUCAACUUGCUACAAAUGUCACAGCUAGGCCUGGAUCAUGUUGAUUUUUUCAUAUUCGAGGAUCACAUCUUUUGGAAAUUCACCUUUGACAUGAUGAUUCUGGAAAUGAUAGCUUCCGCAUUGUAGCUCAUUUGAAUUAUUCAACGGGAAGCCCAUCAUUGGUGAAUGCUAAGAAAUAAAAUCACAGUUCACCAUGAUGUGUUGCUUUUUUAAUGCAAACUAGACAUUUGCUGCUAUAAAGACCCACGCUAAUUCACAAAGCUUUGAAGGUGGUCAAUUGCUGCAGGGUUUGAAGACCAAUUUCAUUAAGCACGGACAAUAUGGUCCUUAUUCAGGAUCUUGAAAGUUCAUGAAAGAGUUUUAUCCAAAAUAGAUUAUGGUGUUGAGAAACACCUCAUAGCUUUUUUAGAUACAUACAAUAUUUCUGUACCUCACAAGAGCUCGUACCAUAUUAGAGAAAAUCUCAACACAACAGAAAUUCACCAAGACAUCAAUGUGAAUAUAUGACGUGAUUUUUG
Molecule: messenger RNA, 5342 nt
Organism: Linum trigynum
Lineage: Eukaryota; Viridiplantae; Streptophyta; Magnoliopsida; Malpighiales; Linaceae
Source: the annotation of a GenBank genome assembly